CAGCGGAAGUGUCUUGUCCCAUCUUUCUCUGUGUUCAUUUCCCGAGCAACUUACUUCCGGCUCCUCAGUUUGCGAGCCGGCUGGCAGCAUGGCGUUGUACAACUUUAAGAAGAUCAUGGUGGUCCCCACCGCCAAGGACUUUAUAGACCUGACACUGUCAAAGACUCAACGAAAGACUCCAACAGUCAUUCAUAAACAUUAUCAAAUUCACCGCAUUAGACAUUUUUACAUGAGGAAAGUUAAAUAUACUCAGCAGAAUUACCAUGAUAGACUCACCCAGAUUUUAACUGACUUCCCCAAAUUGGAUGAUAUCCAUCCAUUUUAUGCUGAUUUGAUGAAUGUUCUUUAUGACAAGGAUCAUUACAAGUUGGCCUUAGGACAAAUUAAUAUUGCCAAAAAUCUAGUGGACAAUGUUGCCAAAGAUUAUGUUCGGCUUAUGAAAUAUGGGGAUUCUUUGUACCGCUGCAAGCAGCUCAAACGUGCAGCCCUGGGGCGAAUGUGUACAAUUAUCAAGAGACAGAAACAAAGUUUGGAAUAUCUGGAACAAGUUCGUCAGCAUUUAUCCCGUCUGCCAACUAUUGACCCAAAUACUCGGACGCUGCUUCUGUGUGGGUAUCCAAAUGUUGGAAAAUCCAGUUUCAUCAAUAAGGUGACAAGAGCAGAUGUGGAUGUGCAGCCUUAUGCCUUUACAACCAAAUCUUUGUUUGUAGGACACAUGGAUUAUAGGUAUUUGCGUUGGCAGGUGGUUGACACUCCAGGGAUUCUGGAUCACCCUUUGGAAGACAGGAACACCAUUGAAAUGCAGGCUAUAACAGCAUUGGCCCACCUGCGUGCUGCUGUGCUGUAUGUCAUGGAUCUGUCUGAACAGUGUGGGCAUAGUCUGGAAGAACAGCUGGAGCUCUUUAAAAAUAUUAAGCCACUUUUUGCUAAUAAGCCUCUUAUUAUUGUAGCAAACAAAUGUGAUGUGAAGAGGAUAUCUGAACUUCCAGAAGAUGACCAGAAAAUAUUUGUAGAUUUGCAAGCUGAAGGACUUCCUGUUAUAGAGACGAGUACCCUGACCGAAGAAGGUGUUAUUAAAGUUAAAACAGAGGCUUGUGAUAGACUUCUGACUCAUCGAGUUGAAACCAAAAUGAAAGGAAACAAAGUGAAUGAAGUGCUGAAUAGAUUGCAUUUAGCAGUACCAAGCAAAAGAGAUGAUAAGGAGAGGCCACCAUUCAUUCCUGAGGGUGUAAUAGCACGCAAGAAGAGAAUGGAAACUGAUGCACCCAAAAAGAAAAGGGAACGAGAUCUUGAGCUGGAAAUGGGAGAUGAUUACAUUUUGGAUCUUCAGAAAUAUUGGGAUCUAAUGAAUUCAUCUGAAAAAUAUGAUAAGAUACCAGAAAUCUGGGAAGGCCAUAAUAUAGCUGAUUAUAUUGACCCAGACAUCAUGGAGAAAUUGAAAGAAUUAGAGAAGGAAGAAGAACUAAGACAAGCUGCUGGAGAGUAUGACAGUGAAUCAGAAACUGAAGAUGAGGAAAUGAUGGAAAUUCACCAGUUGGCAAAGCAAAUUCGUGAGAAAAAGAAACUGAAAAUUCUGCAAUCUAAAGAGAAAGAUACAUCAGGCCCCAGAAUGCCUCGCACUGCUAAAAAGGUUCAACGGAAAACACUGGAGAAUGAGAUGCGCAGCCUCGGUAUUGACAUGGAUGAUAAAGAUGAUAGCCACUAUGCCACCCAGGCAAGAAGGUCUCGGAGCGUUACCAGGAAACGCAAACGUGAAGAGUCUGUUCCUCCCACAUCUAAAAUCCGAAGCCGCAGCUGUUCACGCACACCCCGUGAUGUUUCUGGUCUGAGAGAUGCCAAGAUGGUGAAGAAAGCUAAAACCAUUAUGAAGAAGGCUCAGAAGAAAAUGAAUCGCUUGGGGAGAAAGGGAGAAGCUGAUAGACAUGUGUUUGAUAUGAAACCGAAGCAUUUAUUGUCUGGCAAAAGGAAAUCUGGUACAAAAGACAGAAGAUAAAAAAUACCCUUUUGAACUUAAA
This is a messenger RNA of Vombatus ursinus (common wombat), 2015 nucleotides long. RefSeq names its product GTP binding protein 4 (gene GTPBP4). NCBI's taxonomy places the organism in Eukaryota, Metazoa, Chordata, Mammalia, Diprotodontia, Vombatidae. Bases 89 to 1993 code for a protein of 634 amino acids. Gene Ontology annotation, molecular function: GTPase activity; GTP binding; RNA binding. Gene Ontology annotation, cellular component: nucleolus. The record is from RefSeq and is a predicted model, not a curated record. Gene Ontology annotation, biological process: ribosomal large subunit biogenesis. The transcript is spliced from 17 exons.